This is a messenger RNA of Diachasma alloeum, 6540 nucleotides long. RefSeq lists its product as uncharacterized. The coding region runs from base 120 to 6209 and encodes 2029 amino acids. The transcript is spliced from 6 exons. NCBI's taxonomy places the organism in Eukaryota, Metazoa, Arthropoda, Insecta, Hymenoptera, Braconidae. Gene Ontology annotation, molecular function: protein binding. The record is from RefSeq and is a predicted model, not a curated record.
CGUGGAUACCAGUCCCAUCAUAGUGCCAUCACUUCUUUUCAAGUCAGUCGACUGUAAAGUUUCGAAAAACUCCUGAUCAGUGAAUUACCGCGGUAAUUUGUUCAGAGAAGACUUCUAAAAUGGUCUUGUGCGAGACAUUGACGGCGAUAACGCCCCUAUUUUUAGUAUUGGGUUGUGGACCCGUAACACCUCCACCCAAUCAUGAUCCACUCUGCGAAAACAGCGACGGGUACCUGAAUAUGACGAACCGGGGUCUGCAACGCAUCGGGAAAGACUUCCUCCGGAAUUCGUCCUACACUUGCAUCGAUUUGUCGGGAAAUAACAUAACGGAUGUGGAGGAGGGUGCCCUUGCAAGUAUGACAGAGUUAACGUACUUGAAUCUCAGUGGAAACAAGCUGUCACCCGAAUUCCUGACGACUUACAGUAACCCGAAGGUGAGAGUUCUGGUGCUGGACGAAGCUUUUGCUGAGGCCGAUCUCCCCGAGGACAUAAAAUAUUCACCGACAAUUUUGUCAACAUUUCCGGAAUUGAGGCGCUUGUAUCUGCGUCGGAACAAUUUCGAAAGACUAAUUGUGCCGUCUUGGCGAGAGAGUUUCCCUCGCAUCAGACAUAUUUACUUGGAUGACAACAGGCUUCAGUCCGCGAGUUUUUUGACAGUACUUCCGAAGAAUUUGACGCAUUUAUCUCUCUCCAACAAUCGUCUGUCGUCGUUCAAAACUGGAUCGCUUGAGCAUCUCGAAGGGCUGAACUUGGACAAUAAUCAAUUCUCCAAAUUGUGUGAAAGUGAGGCCUGCGACGAAGGUAUUUAUUUAAAUGGUGCAAUCAAUUUAAAAGUGUUAUCGUUAUCCAACAACAAUCUGUCUACGUUGAAUGGAGGUGCGAUGAAAAAUCUGGGGAAAUUGAAAUACUUGAAUCUGUCGGAUAAUGCCUUAUCCGAAAUUCCUCAUCUCGCAUUCCAAAAUCUCCGGAGUUUGUUCGACCUCAACUUGAGUAAUAAUGGCUUGCGGAAGGUUCCAGAUCUGUGUAAUCUGAGAAACUUGAAAUUUUUAAAUUUGAGCCACAACGUACUUCUUCACAGUAUCGAUCGCGACACCUUCUGUGAUUUGCCGAAUUUGGACCACAUUGAUUUGACUCACAAUGGAAUUCCUCAGGUGUCGCCUGAAGUCUUCAUUGGCAUGAUUACCGGUAGGACACCUUUCUUUGGGACUCUGUCAGUUUGGCUGAGAAGUCUGCGAGGUAUCGCAUCAGUUCCACUUCUGCUUUCCUCAAUCAAUCAAUUAAAAAUGAGUCUCGCUAUCAAAGUGUUGUUUAUCUCAAUGUCACUAUUUGCAUUCGUGCAUUGCAAAUUCGUGAAAUCCACAUCUGAUCAACUUCCACUCUGCGAUGAUGUCAACGGCACAAACUUGGAUAUCUCCAGCAGUGGUUUCACACGCAUAGGAUCGGGUUUCCUUCGGAGUGCGCUUGUCACCUGUGUCAAUCUGGAAAGAAACGGGAUAACGGAAGUCGCAAUGGACGCUUUUCAGAGCUGUCCUAAAUUACGUUAUUUGAAUUUGGCUAGUAAUAAACUUAACAUUGAGUUCUUAGGUAUUUUUGAAAGUGAGACCAUCGAAACUCUAGUGCUUGACGCAUCAUUUUUUGGUAGGCUUGAUGCACCUGGAAUACUGAUCAUAUCAAAUCAGGGUAAUGAGUAUGACCAGUAUGAUUAUGACUAUAGAAGAAGGAUAACGAGUACAACCAGGGCCCCACGCACCACUUCCGUGAUAUCAAUGAGUCUUCCACAUCUGAGGCACUUGUAUUUACGUCGAAGUGAAUUCGAUUCUUUAGAAAUUUCCUCACACAAUUUACCCAACAUCACGCAUCUCUACUUAAAUGCGAACAAACUUUCAUCCCUGAGUUUCGUGAAAUCGUCCCCAAAGAAGUUGACUCAUCUAUUCCUGGAUCACAACGCCCUGUCGAAUUUUGCUGUUGGAUCAAUGGAAAACCUCAAAGUGCUGCAUGUCGAUCAUAAUCCGUUGGAAAGACUGUGCGAGAAUGAAUACUGCAAUCAAGGGAUAUCUCUGAGGGAAGCGAUCAAUCUGGAAGAGCUGUCACUAUCGGAUAUCAAUCUGAAUACGUUCGACGAGGAGGCGCUGGAGGAUUUGCGGAAGUUGAAAUACUUGGAUUUGUCGCAGAAUCACAUUUCUAAAAUUCCCCGACACGCGUUGGACAAUCUGACGAGUCUGGUCGUUUUGAAACUGAACGAAAACGAAUUGACAGGUAUGCCAGAUUUUUGUAAUUUGAUUAAGUUGCAGGAGCUGGAUUUGAGUCACAACAAGAUUCAGAAUAUCAGUCAGAGAAUGUUCUGCAAUUUUACGAAUUUGGAGAGUAUUAAUUUGGGAUAUAAUGAAAUCAUCGAGAUGACAUCAGGAGUCUUUGACAUGCUGACGUCGUUGAGGGUGUUGAAUCUUUCGGGGAAUAAGAUUACAACACUGCCAGUACACUGGUUUACAGUAGGCAAGAGCCGUGGGCCACUUGAGUUCAUCAACCUCGGGGGGAAUCCAUUGGCAACUAUACCGUUGAAGAGUUUGGAGAAUUUACCAAAAAACAUGAGUAUCAUUAUUAUGGGAAAGAAUAAGGAUCACCAGGGUCAGAUUAGGGGUCAUGAGGGUCAGAUUAAGGGUCAUAAGGGUUACGAGGUUCAAAAUGAGAUUCGUGAGGGACAGAAUAAGUGUGAUGAGGAUCAGAUUAAGGGUCAUAAGGGUCAGAGUGAAGGUCACGAGAUUCAAAAUCAGGUUCAUGGGGGUCAGAAUCAGAGUCAGCUUGAUAAUAGUGAAUUUGUGAGAUCUACGUCUGAUUACAUACCAGUUUGUGAGCGUUUCGAUAAGUCCCUCGAUCUUUCGAUCGGUCGUUUCGCAACCAGCAGUCCUUCAUAUCCGUACGCACCGUUUAUUUGCAUCAAUUUUGCGGGAAAUAAUAUAACACGUUUUCCCGACAAGAAUCGUACUCCGCAAUUAGAGUACUUGAAUUUGGCUGGAUGUAAGCUUACUGCCGAACUUUUAUCGUCUUUUGAACAUCCAACUGUGAAGACUCUCGUCCUUGACGAAGCCAUUGCACGAGCCCACCCCAGAAAUGAAUAUGAACGGGGAGGAAGAUAUAGUACAGAUUCACUGAAUCUUUCACUGAAACUUCCACAACUCAGAGAGCUAUAUUUACGCGAAAAUAAUUUGGAAUCAGUGUGGAUUCCGUCAUGGUCAGACACUCUUCCGGAGAUCACUCAUCUUUAUAUGAACAACAACAAAUUUACGUCAACGAGUUUUUUAUCGACAUUUCCGAAGAAACUGACUCAUUUAUAUCUUGAUAAAAAUCGUCUGCAAAUGUUUAGGACUGGAUCGUUGAAAAAUCUUAGAGUGCUGUAUCUAGAUCAUAAUCCGUUGGGCUGCGUAUGUCGACAGGCGUCUUGUCCCCGAGGGAUAUGGCUGAGGGAUGCCAUCAAUCUGCAAGAGUUGUCAUUAUCGUCUGCAGGUCUUUCCCUAUUUGAAGAAGAUGCAAUGGAGAAUUUGACAAGUUUGAACUAUUUGGAUAUGUCGAAUAAUAAAUUAUCGAAAAUUCCGGAAGGGGCUUUCAGAAAUCUGACUAGUCUCGUGGUUCUCAAAUUGGAUGACAAUACAUUGACACAUAUUCCAGAUCUACGCAAUUCAAAAAAAUUGGAAGAAUUGAAUUUGAGUCGCAAUGCACUUCAUGAUAUCAGUCAGCAGAGCUUUUGUAACUUGACAAAUUUGAAACGUAUUGAUUUGUCGCAUAACGAGAUCGCCGAGGUAACACCUGGAGUCUUUGAUAGGCUGGCGUCAUUAACAAUAUUGGAUCUCUCGUGGAACAAGCUCACAGGAUUUCGGCGAAAUUGGUUCAUUUCGCGGCGUCGAAGUGGCCGAGUGCCUGUUGGAAAUCCGAUUAACUUGGAAUAUCUGGAUCUAUCGAAUAACGACUUACAGAAAAUUUCUCAUCGGGUUUGCCGAAAUCUAACGAGCCUCCGGGUCCUCAAAUUGAGUGAUAAUGCAUUGCAAGACAUUCCAAAUCUAUCCCACUUGAAAAAAUUGGAAGAAUUGAAUUUGAGUAGUAAUGCGCUUCGUGAUAUGGGUCGGAGAAUCUUUUGGAACUUGACAAAUUUAAAACAUAUUGAUUUGUCGCGAAACGAGAUUGUUGAGGUAACACCUGGAGUCUUUGAUACACUGUCGUCAUUAAUGACAUUGAAUCUCUCGUGGAACAAGCUCAACCAACUUCCGCACAAUUGGUUUAUUUCGCAAAGUGACGGAGUGCUCGUUGAAAAUCCAAUGAAAUUGGAGUACCUGGAUCUAUCGAAUAAUGAAUUAUGGAUAAUUUCUCGACAGGCUUUCCAACAUCUGACGAGUCUGAUGGUUCUCAAAUUGAGCAAUAAUGUAUUGAUCAAUAUUCCAAAUCUAUGUGAUUUGAAGAAACUGGAAGAAUUGAAUUUGAGUAGCAAUGCACUUGAUAGUAUCAGUCAGGAAACCUUCUGUAACUUGACAAAUUUGAAACAAAUUGAUGUGUCCGAUAACGCAAUCGCUGAGAUAACACCUGGUGUCUUUGAUAUGCUGCCAUCAUUAACAACGUUGGAUCUAUCGAAUAACAAAUUACGGAGAAUUCCUCAGCGGGCCUUCCAAAAUCUGACGAGUCUCUUGGUGCUCAAAUUGAGUAAUAACGUAUUGAAAGACACUCCGGAUCUAUGCAACUUAACAAAACUGGAAGAACUUGAUUUGAGUCGUAAUGCCCUUCAUAAUAUCACUCAGCGAACCUUCUGCAACUUGAGAAAUUUGAAACGUAUUGAUUUGUCUCAUAACGAGAUCGCGAAGGUGAUGCCUGAGGUCAUCGAUAGGUUGCCGUCAUUAACAAGACUGGAUCUCUCGUGGAAUAAGUUCAAUGCUUGCACAGAAUUUGAAGAUUUGGAAGCUGCUGAACACCUGGAGUACUUGAAUUUGGCAGGGAACAUGCUGCCGCUUGAAUUCAUCUCGUCUUUUGGACAUGCAACUCUGGAGACUCUGGUGCUGGACGAAGUCAUUAUCGAGAUGCAGUUCUCCCGUAGUGCAUGCAACGACGAGGGAAGCAUAAGCAUCUCGGAAGGUUCAACAGAAAGAGCUUUUGUUGUAUAUAAUCCAAAAAUUUCAUUGAUAAUUCCACAACUCAGACACCUGUAUUUGCGCCAAAAUAAUUUGGAAUCAGUACAGAAUGUGCGGUGGGCAUUCAGUUUGCCAGAGAUCACUCAUCUUUACUUGAGUAACAACAGACUUACGUCUACAAGUUUUUUAUCAUCAUUUCCAAAGAAACUGACUCAUUUGUAUCUCGAUGAAAAUCGUCUGCAGAUGUUUAGGACUGGAUCGCUGGAAAAUCUCACAGUGCUGCAUCUAGAUCAUAAUCCAUUGGGCUACGUUUGUGGAAGGGCGUAUUGUCGCCAAGGGAUACGGCUGAAGGAUGCAAUCAAUCUUCAAGAGCUAUCAUUAUCUUCUGCUAAUCUGUCCCUAUUGGAGAAAGACGCGAUGGAGAAUCUGACGAGUUUAAAAUACUUGGAUAUAUCGAACAAUAAAUUAUCGAAAAUUCCUGAAGGGGCCUUCAAACAUCUGACCAGUCUCGAGGUUCUCAAAUUGGAUGGCAAUGCGUUGACAGAUAUUCCGGAUCUACGCAAAUCGGAAAAAUUGGAAGAAUUGAAUUUGAGUCGCAAUGCUAUUGAUAAUAUCAUUUCGGAGACCUUCUUCAACUUGACAAAUUUAAAACACAUUGAUUUGUCGCAUAAUGAGAUCGCCGCGGUGGCAUCUCGAGCCUUCGAGCUGCUGCCGUCAUUAACAACAUUGAAUAUCUCGUGGAAUCAGCUCAAAACACUUCCGGAGUAUUGGUUCGUUUCAAAAAUUGCCCAAACGUGGAAUGAAAAUCGAGGGAACGUGCGUCUGAAAAAUCUUAAUGUUCUCAAGGUUCUCAAAUUGGAGAAUAACGUAUUGAUGGAUAUUCCCGAUAUCUGCAAUUUUCAAAAGUUGGAAGAGGUAGAUUUGAGUCACAACGCGCUUCGGAGUAUCAGUCAGCAAACCUUCUGCAACUCGACAUAUUUGAAACACAUUAAUUUGUCCCAUAAUGAGAUAGUCGAGAUAAAACGUGGAGCUUUCGAGGUCCUGCCGUCAUUAACAACACUGGAUAUCUCGUGGAAUAAGCCUAGAACAUUUCUGCAGUAGCCUCUGAAAAGUACCCAAGCGCCUGUAUUAUCUAUCGCUGUCACAGAAAAUCCAUUCCAAAAACAGAGUUAAUUGGGCAGAACAAUUCGCCAAAAACAAAUAGGAUCUCUUCCAAAGCAGCAUUUACAGGGUUGGGCGGAGGGGGAGUUUGAAACGGACAGGGAGUCCCAUUGUUCUCGAGCCCUGAUUCAAUGCCUGAACACGAAAAUGUUUAAUACACUUUUAAAAAAUCCAGUGUAACGAUUUUUUAAGCCUCUAUUCCGCUCAUCAAGUAAUGUAAUAUGACGUUUAUGUAUGUUUUUAAUAUACUGUAAUCUUUUGUUGACAGUAA